Molecule: messenger RNA, 565 nt
Organism: Rhipicephalus sanguineus (brown dog tick)
Lineage: Eukaryota; Metazoa; Arthropoda; Arachnida; Ixodida; Ixodidae
Exons: 2
Coding region: 16-456 (146 amino acids)
Source: RefSeq, a predicted model, not a curated record
UUUUUGCAGUAAAAAAUGAUCGGAGUGGCCAUUGUUCAGUGCAUUGGUAAGUGCGGACUGCAUAGCAGCUACUUUGUGUUUUGCGUGCGUUUGCAGAUGCUUGAUGUGGACACUUUUGUGAACCACCCAUGGAUCUUUCGGGAUUCCUUAACCCGUGACCGCAUGGUUGUUCGUCACAAGGAGGUGUUCCACCCUCCCGAGCCGUCACGCUUGGGCCCUGAUGGGCAGCCGCAGUACACCCGCAAGGUGGUUCUCAUCACCCUACCUGUGUACUCGCUGAAGGAAAACUGUUUCCAAGAAAUACGCCGGUGCUUGUCUCGCCCGAGGCCAUUUUCCAGACUGAAUCCCGCGGUCGCUACAGAAGGAGACCCUCGUCUUUCUUCAGCAGCAGUAAAGAGCAGGAUGUGCCUCUAUGUGGCCAACCUACGGGACACAUGGUGCGAAAUCAACUGCUAGGACAAGCGACCGUCAAGUUCAGCUGAUGCUCGGCAUAACACUACUGCCAACGUAGCCGGUCUAAUGUAACUGGCGACUGACCAAUCAUUGUUUCCAGGUCGUCAUCUAA